Messenger RNA from Thelazia callipaeda (thelaziosis nematode), 681 nucleotides. NCBI's taxonomy places the organism in Eukaryota, Metazoa, Nematoda, Chromadorea, Rhabditida, Thelaziidae. The record is from the annotation of a GenBank genome assembly.
UUGAGUCAUUUACAGAAUUCAAGACCUAAUCCUUGGAAUCCACAGUUUACAGCAACAGUUCAACCAUCACUUGGGAACUGUUUACCAAUAACAGCAAAUGAUGUAAUCGUAGCACCAAUUACAUCACAAUGUACUGGUCUUGUCAAAGCUAAUCUAACCCAUGGCAUCCGUAAAGUUAUUUUAAAUCGUUUCAGAGGUCAAAAAUAUGGAAUGAAAAUGCAAACUGUAAACCAGGGUAUUUUUGUUCAAUGGGUAGAAGAAGAUUCUCCAGCUGCAGUAGCUGGAAUCCGUUUUGGUGAUCAAGUACUUAGUGUAAAUGAAAUGGAAGUAUUCGGAAUGACUGGUCAAAAAGUUAUCAAUAUAAUGAAGAAAUCAAAACGUGACGUGGUAGUUGUGCUUCGAGACAGGCCAUUAGCUCGAACUAUAACAUUACAUAAGGAUACCAGAGGAAUUUUAGGAAUUGUUUAUAGAGAUAAUCUUAUCGUCUCAGUGGUGAAGCAUUCAAGUGCUAGUCGUAAUGGAUUACUUGUCAAUCAACGAAUUAUUGAGGUUGAUGGCCAAAAUGUGAUGUCUUUGGAGGGUAAAGAAUUGCACUCAUACUUGGAAAACGCUCCAAUGAUCGUUACAUUAACACUUAUGCCGACAAAAUUUUAUGAAGAACUUACAAAAGGGUUAGAUUGA